Serendipita indica DSM 11827 is the source of this 1911-nucleotide messenger RNA. NCBI's taxonomy places the organism in Eukaryota, Fungi, Basidiomycota, Agaricomycetes, Sebacinales, Serendipitaceae. The record is from the annotation of a GenBank genome assembly.
AUGGCGGACACUUUGCAGCUCCCGGCAUCGCUCAUGGAUUACACAGAAGACGACGUUGCGGUAUUUCUGGCAUCGCUGGGCCUCGACCAGUACGACGAGCAGAUCCGCAAGCACGGCAUCUCGGGCGAUGUCCUCCAGGCGCUCGAUUCAGAGUCGCUGAAAGAGAUUGGAAUCAACUCUGUGGGUCAGCGACUGGCUAUACUCAAGGCGGUCUAUGCGCUCAAGAUUCGGGAUGGGAUUCCAAUCGAGCCAGACCACUAUGUCCCGCCGUCGGAAUCCGAGGACCCAGCAGCUAACCUGACCAUCGGCCAACUGUACAUGCACCUUCAGCAGCUAGAGAACCGGAUCAUUGUCCUCGAAGAAGAAAACAUCCGUCUGCAGGAAACCGUUCAGAUGUGCGUCGAGGACUUGACCGCAAACACGGUCAGAAACGGCGUCAAGACAGACGCCCCGCAAAAGACUCUCAAAAAGCAACCAUCUCUCAAAUGGGCCCCCUACAAGGAGAGCCGUUCGCCGACAAAGGCAGAGCACGAGUCUCCGACGAGCUCGCCGCACGCGCCAGAACAUUCUAUUCCGCCCCAGAAACACAGUCAUUCUCCCGAGAAGCCAAUCGUCCGCAAAGAUACACCGCCGAUAUCUGCUACGCCGUCGAUACCGAUCUCCAAUUCAUCACUAUCUCCCGCUCCACAACGAGGUGGUGCAUCCAACUCGCGUCCCAUCACAGACGCGAGCGAUAUUCGCAGCUUCAAAGUCAGUCUCGAGGACCCAGCGUGGAAAGUGCUCCCAGCCGCGCUCAAAAAGUACAAGAUCAACAACGAAGACUGGCAAAACUUUGCCAUGUUCAUCUGCUACGGUAAUACCGAACGUUGUCUCAGCUACGAUGAAAAGCCCUUGCUUCUCUUCCAGAAGCUAAAGGAAGCCAAGAAGAAUCCAGUAUUCAUGCUCAAACACAUACGUGACAUUCGCUCGCCUAUCGCAGUCGCACAACAGAAACAAGCAGCGAGACGAGACAAGGAGCGGCAAGCGCAGAUGAACGCUGGUGGUGUGGCGUCGGCACUUGGCAGGACAUCAGCAGGAGCAGCUGCUCGAGGUGGCAAUACGUUGACGGUCGACGGCAGAACUCCUCCACUGGCCACGGCCAAUUUGACCAAUUCACCAUGGCCAGACGUCAUGUCGCCAAUCAAUCCGGAUCAUGGCGUCUCACACCAUUCUCAUAGUCCGCAGACUGAAAACUCGCAUGGUCCAUCCCAACCUCUCGCGACAAAAUCCUACGCCAUUGCCAUCUAUCCCUACACUGCCGAGCAAGACGACGAAUUCGAUGUGUCAAUCAACGACACAUUUAUCAUCAUCUCGCAGGCCAAAGGCUGGUGGGUUGUGCAAAAGGAUCCGUCUGGGAAUGGGUCGGGCAACGGAGAUGGUCGCUCAGGGUGGGUGCCCGCGGGGUGUUUGCUUGAGACGAAUCUCCCAGUGGCCGUAGCGAUACAAGAGGCACGAGCAAACGAUCCAUACUCGCGGUCCCUCGAUCCAGACCGCGCGCCGAUCAUGCCGAGCAGCAUUGUCAGCACUAGCUAUCCGGGUAUAGCGCUGACGGACUAUCGCAAAAAGGGAGAAGAGGAGCUCGAGCUCGUCAAAGACGAUGCGCUUCGAGUGUUCAAGCGCUAUAAUCAUUGGUCAUACGCUGUCAAGGAACAUACUGGUGACAGGGGCUGGGUUCCAUCAUGGUUCAUUGGCAAGAUUGGUUCGAGCAACUCGGGAGUACCGCCGACGCCCGCACCACACGCGACAAGUAUGAAUACAUCGAGUACGCUAAACGAUUCCGAACUACGAUAUGCACUCGAUGGGCCUGCGGCUAGCCCCGUCUCCCCUGGGUUUUCGGCGCAGCAACAGAGUAGCCAACGGGGGAUGAUAUGA